Molecule: messenger RNA, 2748 nt
Organism: Salvelinus namaycush (lake trout)
Lineage: Eukaryota; Metazoa; Chordata; Actinopteri; Salmoniformes; Salmonidae
Product: proto-oncogene tyrosine-protein kinase Src-like
Exons: 11
Coding region: 1-1626 (541 amino acids)
Biological process (GO): cell differentiation; innate immune response; negative regulation of extrinsic apoptotic signaling pathway
Cellular component (GO): extrinsic component of cytoplasmic side of plasma membrane
Molecular function (GO): non-membrane spanning protein tyrosine kinase activity; ATP binding; growth factor receptor binding
Source: RefSeq, a predicted model, not a curated record
AUGGGAGCGGGCAAGAGCAAGCCUAAGGAGCCGGGUCAGCGCUCACUGAGUCUGGAUGGAACCAUUGGAACAGGCUUGGACAGCAUGCACCACCACCUCAGCCCAGCCCAGCAGACCCAGACCCCCAACAGAAGUCCCGCCGUAGGGGGCACGAGGCGCGGCCACCACCCCGGGCAUGCCCCUACCAACACCCCUGAGCUGGCACUGUUCGGCGGGGUGGACCACACGGGCAGCAUCAUCUCUCCUCACAGAGGACCACUGGCAGGAGGUGUCACUACAUUUGUGGCGCUCUACGACUAUGAGUCACGGACUGCCUCGGACCUGACGUUCAAGAAAGGCGAGCGGCUGCAGAUCGUCAACAACACGGAAGGGGACUGGUGGCUCGCUCGGUCUCUGACCACUGGAGAAAGCGGUUAUAUCCCCAGCAACUACGUGGCCCCCUCUGACUCCAUCCAGGCAGAAGAGUGGUAUUUUGGGAAGAUAACUCGGCGCAACUCGGAGAGGCUCCUUCUGAGUUUACAGAACCGACGAGGAACCUUCCUGGUCCGAGAGAGCGAAACCACUAAAGGAGCCUAUUGCCUGUCCGUGUUGGACUAUGACAACACUAAAGGUCUCAACGUCAAACACUACAAGAUACGCAAGCUAGACAGCGGCGGUUUCUAUAUCACCUCACGCACCCAGUUCAGCAGUCUGCAGCAGCUGGUCUUCCACUAUCGCAAGCAUGCAGACGGGCUGUGCCACUGUCUGACGGAGGUGUGUCCCGUGCUGAAGCCUCAGACCCAGGGCCUGGCCCGCGAUGCCUGGGAAAUCCCACGGGAAUCGCUCCACCUCGACCUCAAACUGGGCCAGGGAUGUUUUGGAGAGGUCUGGAUGGGGAAGUGGAACGGUACAACGCGGGUGGCCAUCAAGACUCUGAAGACGGGCACCAUGUCCCCAGAGGCCUUCCUCCAGGAGGCGCAGGUCAUGAAGAAGCUGAGACACGAGAAACUGGUGCAGCUCUACGCUGUGGUGUCUGAGGAACCCAUCUACAUCGUCACUGAGUACAUGACCCAAGGUAGCCUGUUGGACUUCCUCAAAGGUGACACGGGCAAGCUGCUACGUCUACCCCAGCUAGUGGAUAUGGCAUCUCAGAUUGCAGCAGGGAUGGCAUACGUAGAGAGGAUGAACUACGUCCACAGAGACCUCAGGGCUGCCAACAUCCUCGUAGGAGACAACCUGGUGUGUAAAGUGGCCGACUUCGGCCUGGCCCGCCUCAUAGAGGACAACGAGUACACUGCCAGACAGGGAGCCAAGUUCCCCAUUAAGUGGACGGCGCCAGAGGCUGCCCUCUACGGCCGCUUCACCAUCAAAUCAGAUGUUUGGUCAUUUGGGGUCCUGCUCACUGAACUCGCCACCAAAGGCAGAGUACCAUAUCCAGGCAUGGUGAACCGGGAGGUGCUGGAGCAGGUGGAGCGCGGAUACCGGAUGCCCUGUCCCGGCGAGUGCCCGAGCUCAAUGCACGAGCUCAUGCUCACCUGCUGGAGGAAGGAUGCCGAGGAGAGGCCCACCUUCGAGUACCUCCAGGGCUUCCUGGAAGAUUACUUUACCUCCACCGAGCCCCAGUACCAGCCUGGGGAGAACCUAUAGGUCUCAGGGACAUCGGUCCCACCACGGGACCACAUGGGUGGACUUGCCCACCCCUGCUAACUUUAAACACUGAUCAAGGGACGGUUUUGCAUUAUUUCCUCCCUGUAAUGGACAAUGGUUAAGGAUGGUUUAGGAUUGGGGAGAGAUGAUGAGCUGAUCCUAGAUCUUUGGUUAUGAGUGGCUUCUUACAUGGAGCUUUUGGGGGAAGUGGGAAGCGUUGGUAAUAACUGAUCCCGAGACAGUUUUUGUGGGGACAUUCGUAGUGCUUGAGUGAAAGGUGCUGAUCCCAGAUAUGUGGGGGAAAGGUGUUGAGCAGCUGUAGUGUCCUAAGGAGAAGAGUGCAUUUGCCCCUUAAUUUAGCAUUUUCUCCACUAAUAGUUAAGGUUAGGAUUGGGGGAGAGGAAGCUCAUCCUAAAUCUGUAGCUAGGGGAAACUUCACCGCGGAGAAUCCAAAGGGAGGACGGAGGAUAAUGAGAUGACCAUUGUUUUGACCCUCCCUCUCUGUCCUAGUACCCUUCUUCUCAAAGGCUCUGUCCGGAUUCCUUCACACUUCUCCCAGAGUGUGCACUACCUGUCAAGCAUUGGCUAGACUAGAGGAAGUCUCCCCCAUUGUUGAAAUCUAUGAGUUUGGAGAAUCUAGAUGCAGCCAUAGCGCCACAGCAUCUGACCUCUCCACCUCCUCUUUUGCAGAGCACUGCCAACGUGGCAUACUGUAGGUGCCAUCUGUCUAUUGUCCCUCUCUCUUGUGUGAGCCAAAUGGCACCCUAUUCCUUAUACAGCGCACUACUCCUGAUCAGAGCCCUGUAGACCCUCGUCAAAAGUAGUACACUAGGGCUCUGGUACACUAGUACACUAGUAGGGAAUACGGUGCCAUUUAGGACUCAGCCUCUGUGUGUGUGUGUGUUUCGCUCUGUCUGUCCCUCUAUCUCGUUGUUUAUCUAUCUCUCUCUUCCCAUUUCCUCCUCUCUAUAUCUCUCCAGUAUUCUCAAGUGCUGCUUACUCCAGGUCAUCAGGUGUCUCCAAAACAAAUGUUUUUUAAAGGUUUUCCUUUGUUUUUCUUCUUUUUUGUUGUUUUUUACGGAUGCUACUUUCUUCCUGUGUCCAUGUCAAUAAAACUGUCAA